Molecule: messenger RNA, 5399 nt
Organism: Salmo salar (Atlantic salmon)
Lineage: Eukaryota; Metazoa; Chordata; Actinopteri; Salmoniformes; Salmonidae
Gene: myom3
Product: myomesin 3
Biological process (GO): sarcomere organization
Cellular component (GO): M band
Molecular function (GO): protein binding
Source: RefSeq, a predicted model, not a curated record
CACAUUCUCUUUGUGAAGGACACUUGGUGUCCAGGGCCAGGUUCACCUUCACUGCUCAUACAGGGAGAGGCAGAGCGAGGAGCACGGGAGAGAAAGAAUAGAGGUACUGUAAAGAGAGGUGAGACAGGGAGAUUAAGAGAGCGUGAGACAGCAAUUGAGAGAGACAGACAGUGAAAGGUGACAGGGGACAGAGAGAGAGAGAGACAGAGAGAGACAGAGAGAGAGAGAGACGUGUGUCCUUCAUGCUCAUCUUGAGGGCCUGUGGAGUAUAACCCUUUCUUCAAAGACAAACGUGUUGGUCAGGGGUUCACCAUGGCAACCAAGACGCUGAUGACACGGGUCCAGGAAGAGCAGUCCCACCAGAUGUCCCAUAGCAUGGCACUGGCCUCGCAGAUCAAGAAGAAAACCUUCACCUCCAGUGAUGAGGAGGCUUCCUACUCUGAGUUCUAUCCCAUCAUUCCCGGCGAUGUGAUGUCGGUCAAGGAGAUCCUGAACAUCGGCAAAUUCCCACGGCACAGGACAUGGGAUGUCCUGAAGGAGACCAUGGCAGCGGAUGAACAGGGUCUGAGAACUGGAGAGAAGUGGACCCUGUUUGGAAAUGAGGCUGAGAAAGUGGAGGUGGAGGUGCUCAGGGAACAGCGUUAUGUCCGCCAACGCUGUGACCACAUGGCCUUGCGUAGGCAGGCUGAGCAGAAGGCUUCCAUCCAUUUGAAGUAUCUGGAGGACCUGAGUCAUAAGGCCCCAGACUUCCCUAUCCCACUGAGAGCCCACAUGGUGUGGGAGGGCAUGGGGGUCAAACUCUCCUGCACCAUCCAGGGAUGCCCACCACCUAGGGCCACCUGGUAUAAGGACGGGGUACCCCUGAGUGCCUAUGGCCAGGCCUGGAACUACAGUCUGAAGCAGAAGUUUGGCCUCAACACGCUGGAAAUCAGAAGGUGCUCUGUUGAGGAUGCUGGGGAGUACAAGGUGGUUGCCAAGAGUUCUCUAGGUGAAGCUACUACCAUUGCCACCCUGGUGGUCAACUCAUAUCAAGGAGCCGAGGCCGCAAUCGAGCAUUCCAGGACCCCAAUUGCAAUGCUGGAGCAGGAGGCUCUGUUUGAUUUCAGCUUCCCUCCGACCUGGGCGAAAGAGGGGGAGAAUCUGACCCUGCAGUGUGCCUUCUCCUCGCCCCUGCUGCCCUUCCAACAGGACGUGGCCUGGUUCAGAGAUGGAGUCCAACUGCACCAGUCCAGCAGGGUGGAGAUUCAGACCGCCCUUCGCUCCGCUUCCCUCACCCUGAAGGGCGUGCACAAGGAGCAGGAGGGCAUGUACAUGGUGCGUCUGCGUACCUGGGAGGGGGUCAAAGAGCAUAAAGCCUACAUUUUUGUCAAAGAUGCGUCUGCAGUAGUGUCUGGUGGUCCAGGCUCUCCUCUGGACCUGAAGGUUUCUGAUGUACAAAAGGACUAUGUCUUCCUCACCUGGGAGCCUCCCAGUGCUGAUGGAGCCUACCAAGUGGAGGGUUACUUUGUGGAGAGGUGUGACAUUGGUAGUGGGCAGUGGGUGCGUUGUAAUGACACCAUUCAGAAGGCAUGUCACUACCCUGUGAGAGGUCUGAGUGACAGCACCAUCUACCAGUUCAGGGUGUGUGCCGUCAACCAGGCAGGUGUAGGACGCCCCUCUAAGGCCACUGAGCCUGUCAUCACCACCGACCCUUUAGAACACACCAGAACUAUGGUUAUCAAGGUGGACAGAGGUAGAGAGAUCACCAUCACCAAAGACCAGCUGGAAAGUCAGAUGAAAGUCCCAUUCCCUCCCACUGGUGUCCAUGCCUGUGAGGUGAGUGACAACUACGCCGUGCUUAGCUGGACUGAGCCGGAGCCCAGAGGCAAGGAGCAACUUACCUUCUAUGUGGAGCGGUCCAUUGCAGGUAAAAACAGCUGGCAGCUGGCCAGCAUGGACAUCACGGUGGGCUCUCCCAGGUUCCCCAUGUUUAACCUACAGAAGGGGAAGUCCUACUGCUUCCGGGUGCGCUCCGUCAACAAGUUUGGCGUGAGCGAACCCUCAGAGCCGAGCCCGCCAAUCUCACUGGGACAACCCCAAGCUGCUCCUGCUCCAGCCACCUCCGUCUUGGCCAUCCGAGACACAGAUUCUGCUGUCCUGCUUCAGUGGCAGGAGCCCAAGGAGAAAGAAGGCAUUCUGGGAUACUACCUGUACUACAGCGAGGCUGGGAAGCAAGAGUGGAGGACGGUCAACAACAAACCAACCACCAACACCACGUUUACAGUCCAUGGUCUGAAGUCGAAGAAGGAGUAUGUGUUCAGAGUGAAGUCUGUGGGGCGAGCUGGGAACAGUAUCUACUCCAACGAGUCUCCCCCUAUCCUGGUGAAAGCAGCUCUCAUCGCCCCAUCCCCUUCCUCUGCCAUCGCCCUGCUGCUCUGCACUGGCUCUGAGAUGAUUCUCACCUGGAGAGCCCCUGCUAACAAUGGAGGAGACCCUGUACGAGGCUAUUACCUAGACCAGAAGGACAAAGAGCUGGACGCCUGGAGAAAGGUCAACACCAAGCCUGCCAAGGAGAGGCAGCACAAGGUCUGUAAUCUGGAUGGGGGGCAUUACUAUCAGUUCCGGGUUUUUGCUGCCAACGUGGUUGGUGUCGGUAAACCCUCUGAGCCCAGUGAGGCUUUCCUGUGUGAGGAGUGGACCAUGCCUGAGCCGGGCUGCCCUUAUGACCUGGAAUUCAGGGAGGUGAGGCAUAACUCUCUGGUCCUCCUGUGGGCAGCGCCUCUCUACGAAGGACAACAAGGACCAAUCACAGGGUACCUGGUGGAGCUGAGCGAGGGCGACCAAUCACAGAGCUGGACUGCUGUGAAUGAAGAGCCAAUUGCAGAUACCUUUUUGAAGGUGUCAGGUCUCCAGGCAGGUCGGACCUAUCGUCUCAGAGUGUGUGCAUUCAACAAGGCUGGAAUGGGCAUCCCUUCUCUGCCCUCUGAGCUUAUCAGAGCCCAGACCCAACCAGGCACCAGAGACAUAGAGAUUGGUGUGGACAAUGAUGGCUUCAUCUUCCUGGCCUUUGAGGCCACUGAAAUUACGGAGAAGAGCACGUUUGUCUGGAGCAAGAACUACAAAGAGGCUAUUGAAGCUGGGAGAGCCAGGGUACUGUGGGAGAACAAUAGGUCCAUCCUAACCUUCACAAACGCCACUAAAGAGGACCUGGGCCUGUACACAGCAGAGAUGAGUGACAACCCAAACAUCUCUUCCAGUUUCACCUUUACUGCGGAAGAUCUGGAGAGACUGACAGAGCUCGGCUGGCACAUCUGCCACCCAUUGAUAGCCCUGCGCUCCAAGUGGCAGGUGGAGGUGUCAGAGAAAGGAAACGUCCGUCUCUGGAUGCAGACUGAGAGCCUGAGCAACGCUGCAGAGCUCCGCCUCAUUCUCAACGACAGAGAGAUCUCCAGUACUGCAGCCCAUAAGAUUAACUUCGACAAGGCCAGUGGGCUGAUAGAGAUUCUGUUUGACCAGCUGUCUAAGGAGGAUGAGGGCUCCUACACAGCUCAGCUCUGCGAUGGCCGCGCCAAGAAUCAGUUCACCCUCGUGCUCGUGGACGAGAAGUUCCGUCAGACACUGGCUCAGUCCAUAGCCAACAGAAUGGACUACAAGAGAAAGUCAGGACCCUAUUUUCUGGAGUUUUUGUCAUGGACCGUGACAGAGGACUGUGAGUUUAUAAUCAAAUGCAAGGUGACCAACGUAAGCAAGGAUACGACUCUGAAGUGGUUCAAGGAUGGCGUGGAGACUCCAGCUGUGUAUGACCAGCAGACUGGAGUCAGCACCAUGACUGUGCAACAGGUGACUAAGAAGGAGGCAGGACACUACAAAGCCGUGGCGUCUGAUGGUAGAGGACAGGAUGUCAGCACACUGGAGUUACUACAUGAAGAGUAUGACAAGCUCCUCCAACUCCUGAGCAAACAGUGUGCGCUGUCUGCAGGCCCAGUGAGGAUUCAAUGCACUGCUAUGGGCUUCAAGCUCUACUGCUCUCUCAAGUACUAUAUCAGCUAUAUGAAGACCAGCUGGCACUUCAAGGAGAGUAGGAUUGACCAGUUGGAGAGGUGUAAGCCUGGCAGCAGUAUGCAGAAGCUGUGGGUCGAGGUCUUUGCGCCCACGGAGAACGAUAAGGGGAAGUACACUUUGGAGAUGUUUGAUGGUCAAGAAAAGCACACACGCUCACUAGACCUAUCUGGACAAGCCUUUGCUGACGCUCUGUUGGAAUACCAGAGGUUGAAGCAAGUGGCGGUUGCUGAGAAAAAUCGGGCCAGGGUGACCAAGGGCCUACCAGAUGUGGUGGCUAUCAUGGAGAAUAAGUCUCUGUGUCUGACCUGCUUCACUGAUGGCGACCCUGCCCCAGAGAUGUUCUGGCUGAGGAACGACAAAGGCAUCGUCUCGGGGGGCCAGUUCAACAUCGCCAACGAGAAUAAGUGCAGCACUCUGACUGUAAACAACGUGACUAGCGAGGACACGGGCAACUACAGCAUCUUUGUGCGCAACCAGUACGGCACUCAGACGGUCAACGUGACCGUGAGCGUGUACAAGCACGGCGAGAAGCCCCCGCCCGAUGCAGUGGAGAUGUAAGAAAGGAAGGAAUGAAGGAGUGCUGGUUUUGUUGCACUAAGAGAGGAUUCCAACUGGGCACAGACGUCAAUUCAAUGUCUUUUCCACGCUGGUUCCACAUGAUAUGGAAACACCGUUGAUUCGACCAGUGUGUGCCCAGUGGGUUGUGUUUGUAUGGUGGUUGAGCCAGUUAGUUUUCAUGGGGUUAAAUUAGAGUUAAUGAGGAGUGAAAUACAAGAAGCAGUUCAUUUGUGGCAUUGGGAUGUAGCAAUGACUAAGUUACAUGUGCAAGAGGGAAUGCAGUCAAUUUGAGGUCCAGUCAACACUGCAACAACCUGUAUUCUUGUGUCAUUAGACUACCAAUAAAUAUCCCAAGUGUCAGCAACAAUUUUAUGAUGUCGCCCCUUUCUUUCUGGAGCAAUUUAAUAAUAGGACCUGUGAGCAGGGACUAGAAAGCUCUGAAGUAGGAUUCGUUGGCCAAGGCGAGCACGUUAAAUGUUAAUUUCAUGUCUUGACAGCAGCAAACUUGAUCCGAAUUCCAAUUAUCUCCCAUGUUGUAUUUCACUAGAUAUGUCAUGUUAAUCAUGCACAUGGAGUAGAUUACAUAGGUGCACGACACGUCAAGUGCGUUUUUCUAUAUCAACCUAAUUUAUGUUCUGACCUCCGUGUAAUAAGGCAAUAAUCUCACUCGUUCAGUCUGCACCUGCAGCUUAAGUAGGUCUAUUAGCCUGUUAGCUCUCCACAUACAGUAUUUGUCAUAUCUGUCAUAUCGUGUGUCACUGCAAUCGCUUGUGUGCUGCUAAUAAAGUCAUUUGAUCUUG